GACGCACGGCGCUCACGUAACGCACACAGCGUAUCUGUUUCGGUAAUGGCGUCCGUGUCUGAGAUGCGCUCGGUUUAGGAAAAAUGAAGCGCAGGAGACUUUAUAACCAGUAAUAAAACGCGAGGUUUCCACACGCGGACUUUGCGUCUGUGUAUCUGCGGCAGGUUCAGGUUCCGAUCUCAGUCGUAACGCGACGCGAAGCUUGUCAUGAUGAAGCUCAAGUCGAACCAGACGCGCACGUAUGAUGGAGACGGGUACAAGAAGCGGGCCGCCUGUCUGUGCUUUAGGAACGAAACCGAGGAGGAGGUGCUGUUAGUGAGCAGCAGCAGGCAUCCGGAUAAAUGGAUCGUUCCUGGAGGAGGAAUGGAGCCCAACGAAGAGCCAAACGUCGCUGCUGUCCGAGAAGUUUGUGAAGAGGCUGGAGUCAAGGGGAGUUUAGGAAGACUAGUAGGAAUAUUUGAGAAUCGAGAUAGGAAACACAGAACAUACGUCUAUGUUCUCAUCGUAACUGAAGUUUUGGAAGACUGGGAGGAUUCGGUAAACAUUGGGAGAAAAAGGGAAUGGUUCAAAAUCGACGAUGCCAUAGAAGUGUUGCAGUGUCACAAACCGGUUCAGGCCACCUACUUCGCAGCUCUUCAGGAGGGCUGUCUGAAUCGUAACGGUGCGCCCCUAGUGGCCACGAUAGGUGGAGAUCUGUCGCCCACCUACAGCAUUAAUCAAAGCUCGGUCUCCGAUAUCAGAUAACUAAUGCAAAACAUCGACACUUAGAUGCUUACUCAACUCGCGCUCUUAUUUUCAUUGUUCUCUUUUUAUUUUCAUUCUUAAUUUUUUCAAACAAAAAACAGACACAAACAAUGAUUUGCCAACCCUUUUGAGUGCCGGGAGAGGGCAGUGACAUCGAGUGUUGGUCGAAUAUUCAAUACAAUGUUUUGUAAAUGUAAUAUUUUUGCUUUUUACAGAUUCGUUUUUCACGUCGCAUGAAUCCCACGUUGUUUUAGCGUCCUCUACGCGGCCCGUGUGGGAUUAAUCGAAUGCUACUUUUUACUGUCGUGAUGUAAAAAUAUACACAUGGUGCGCUAGCAUGUGGCUUUCAGUAUUUUUACACAUUCAGUUUCCUCUGCGUGCGUAUGCGUGAGCGAGGUUUUGUUAGUUUCUGUCUGAAACGCGGUUGUGAGAUGAGACGUUAGCCGUUUGAAUGCGUGGAACUGUGAGAGUUGAAUAGUUUUGCAUGAGCACUGGUAUUUAUUUGUCAAGAUGAUGAGUUUAUGUGAUGCGAUGGAUGUUUAACCUGUAUGUCGUGUUAUAAAUAGGUGUUCUUAACUUAGCUGUUUUUGUUUGUUUGUUUUACCAUCUUGUAAAUAUCCUUUGGGCCUCCAAACUCACAGAGGGUUUAAUUUAUACGAUUACCUAAUUAAACUGGACUGUAAUUUUGCAAUUUCACACUUUAAUAUAAAACUUUCCCAAGCAGAUGAUGUUUGCUGGGUUUUGAGUUAAUCUUGUAAAAUGAAUAGACUUAUUAUGAUGUGUCAGAAGGAUUGCGUGACUUUUUGUUUUUAUGAUGUCAUCUGGAAAACAUUUCAUCUUUAAAGUCAACAUGAAAUCAAAAUUCAGAUAUUUUUAAGGCACAUCCCAGAAACUGAAAAGAUUUCUUAUGAAAAUGUAAUAACAUAAUCCACCAGUGCAAAACAUGUUUUCUCAUUUAUGAUCAUUUUCUGCACCCGAAAUUGUGUCAUUACCGAAGUUUCAAAUGAAGAUUCAUGUUGACUUUUUCUUAAUAAGUGCUUAUCGACAUUUAACAUUUCUUAUCAGUAGGGUUGGGUGUCAUUUUGAAUUUUAUUGAUUCCAAUUCUGCGAAUCGAUUCUGAUUCUUUUCUUCGAUUCCAGUGUUGUAAAAAAGAAGUCAAUAUUUAGGUACCUUACCAUAUGGUCAUUUAGCCAACUUAUUGCUGACUGUUAUGCAAAAUAAUAUAUUUAUGAGCAGGGUUUUACAAAAAGAGAACUAGUAAUCUCUUUUUUUAUUAUCGUAAAAGUGUAGAUUGAUAACCAUUUGUGAAUAUCUCAAAAAAGGGCUGCUGACAUCUUCCGUCGAUGAUGUCAUUUAAAACCACCAUCUGCUUUGUGAUCAUGAGGUGGUGGCCGUGGUAUGAAGGUCGGGAUAUUUCUGUUUGACUCAUUCACAAACACACAAAUCAAGUCGUCACACCUCUUUUUAAUAGCAGUUAAUAACCAAAUAAGCACUUAAAAGUAUGGGGCAACCUUUCGAUCUCUUUGAUGAAGCCAAUACGGAAGUGAUUUAAACUGCAAUUCAUUGACUGGCCACUAGAGGCUGGCUCCAAAAGGGAGUCAAUUCCCAUAGACCCCCAUGUUAAAAUGCCCAACUCUAGAGCAGAAAAUAAUAUUUACAGCCUGGUACAAGAAUUGUUUUUGGUCGUUAUAACUAAUUUUGCCCUUCAUAUUUAUAUUAAGCCUUAAAGUUGUGCAUAAUUAAGGGUGUGGCCACUUGAGUGACGGUUGAACAGCCACUAGACGAGGUUUCAGCAACCAGCUACCUCAGCUUCACCCACGUCCCGCCAUUCUCGGAUAUCUGCGAGUGAUGUGCGGUGACGCGCGGCCAAAACGGCGACGGCGGGCACCGCCUUUUAUUGGCUUCAAAAACCAUAGAUAUGUAUAAAGGCUAGAUGUCUCGCCCGUGCUGCUGGCCAAUUGAGUGGAACAUCGGCAUUUGGCGGCCAUCUUGUCACAGGCAGCUCGCUCACUCGUAGCAUUGUUUUAAUGGUGCAGGUACUUUUAAAUGACCAUAACUUGCUUAAUUUUCUACCGAUUUUCAAACGGUUUGGUUUGUUAUAAACGCCAAAGAUGUACCUAUGACACUGCAUUCUUCUACUUAAAAAAAAUUAAAAAUUCAUGAAACAUGUUAAAGCAUCCAGAAUUAUAGCCACAUUAAUAACGUUUGUAAGAAACCAAACCGUUUGAAAAUUGGUAGAAAAGUUAUGGUCAUUUUAAAGUACCUGCACCAUAAAAACCUCAAUGCUACGAGUGAGCAAGCUGCCUGUGGUAAGAUGGCCGCCAGGUGAUGACAUUAGAGACUCCGCCAUAACACAUCUAGCCUUUAUACAUAUCUAUGUCAAAAACGAUCUUCAGAAACCUAUAGGUGACGUUACGGACACUACGUCCAUCUUUUUUUACAGUCUAUGAUGGCAACAUGAUUUGACAUGUAAAAAUAAAUUAAAAAUAAAAUGUAUUGGUGUACUUUGAUUUUUAGGUUUGGCUCAUGUCACAUUUAUUUACGUGAAGAGGGUGGGGUUUAUGACUGAUACUGCAGCCAGACACCAGGGGGCGAUCAAAAUGUUUUUGCUUCACCUUUCACCGCUGGUUAAACUCCGGUCACUUUAGUUUUUAACGAUUUUCAAGUAAACUUUCGCAGGUCAUAUCUUCACAGAUAACGUGAAUAAAAGAUUCGUAAUAAAACAUUUGCAUGCAGGAAUUGAAAUGUUCAUUUUGUAGUAAGGAUCUGAUUCCAGAAUUGGAAUCAAUUUUCGAUUCCCAACCCUACUUAUCAGACACAUCCAGUUCAUGUUUUCUAGUCUUUUAUUGAACUGAUGAGUUGAAUAAGUUCUUCUGAAUGGUUUAAGUUUCACUUUCCCUCCAUCGAUGAAGUCAAUUGUUCGGUCAGAUGAAGGUCUCCUUGAUAAUAUCUAUCAAUAUUAUCAAGUGUUAAUAUAACCUUUUGGGUUUCAACCUCAUGUGACUCCACAUCUACAAACACUCAUGAACCUCUUGACAUAGAGAGACGAGAAGCUGCACAAUUCAACAAAGGAUUUUGUUUUAGCUUGUAAAAUAGUUUUUACAUCUUCUCGUAUGCUUUAAAACAUCAAGUAUGUCUUCAAAGCCAAACCGCUUGCUCGGCCAGUCUCUUGGAAGGCGGCGGUUGGUGCAAUACUGUGAAAUUUGAGCCACUGUAAUUGUUAAUGUCUUUUAUCCCUUGUACAGAUCAAAAGCAAAUCUUCGAGUGCUUGUCGUUAUGAUGUAUAGAUUCUGGUACACGUGAGGUUGUAGGUGACCCGAACUGUUGAGGGUUAUUUACUUAAGGUGUCCUUUGGAAGUGCAUUUAUAAUGAAGUUUCUUAUCAAGUACAUGUUUCAUUCAAGAUUUCAUGUUUUUAUUGUUAGUGGACUGCAAAGUAAUGAUAAACCCAAAAUCCAAGUAAAUGAAAGUGAUUUAUAAUGCCUGUGGUUAAUAUAUUUCAAUACUAAUGUCAUGCAUUUAAAAAUCCACUUCUGGUGUAGCAUGAAAUACUUGAACUGGAUUGUCAGAUUGUUUUGUUGAUUAACGUGUUGAUGGUCAUACUGACGUGAGCCUCAUUCUCAUGAUUCAUUGGUGACUGAAGAUUUUUAGUGUAUGAAGUUGACACAGCUGCAUCAAUCACCUGGUUAUAGUAAACAGUUAAGCGUGAUUUGUCAAAAAUCAGAUUUCAAAUUGUAACCAAGCAUAGAAUUGAUCAGAUGAACGCCCCAUACAAUAAAAAAGCACUUUAAAUGUCAUACUUUCAUUAUUAGACUUUGAAUGUAAAUCUCUGGGUCGGUUACAUCUUUUUGGCCCUAAAAUGGUUUUUAAAACAUUUUCAUUCAAACAUGCUGUCAAUUGGUGCAUAUGGGAUGUUGGAACUAUGAAAUCGAUGCAAAGAUCUGCCAACACUCCAUCAAAGCUGUGACCCUUACACUUGGACAGGUGGAAUACCACUGGAAUAUGUUGCUUUUCUUAUUUUGGGAUUGUGAAAUCAAGCAGUACGAGAAUGUAAUAUAAUUGUGCCAACUAAUAAAAACCAGUAUUUGACCUUA
This is a messenger RNA of Misgurnus anguillicaudatus (oriental weatherfish), 4838 nucleotides long. It is a transcript of the gene nudt3b, whose product is annotated as nudix (nucleoside diphosphate linked moiety X)-type motif 3b. Gene Ontology annotation, biological process: diphosphoinositol polyphosphate metabolic process; diadenosine pentaphosphate catabolic process; diadenosine hexaphosphate catabolic process. Gene Ontology annotation, molecular function: diphosphoinositol-polyphosphate diphosphatase activity; bis(5'-adenosyl)-hexaphosphatase activity; endopolyphosphatase activity. Gene Ontology annotation, cellular component: cytoplasm; nucleus. The record is from RefSeq and is a predicted model, not a curated record. NCBI's taxonomy places the organism in Eukaryota, Metazoa, Chordata, Actinopteri, Cypriniformes, Cobitidae.